This is a messenger RNA of Mya arenaria, 2836 nucleotides long. Its product is annotated as serine-rich adhesin for platelets-like. The coding region runs from base 169 to 2778 and encodes 869 amino acids. NCBI's taxonomy places the organism in Eukaryota, Metazoa, Mollusca, Bivalvia, Myida, Myidae. The record is from RefSeq and is a predicted model, not a curated record. The transcript has 6 exons.
ACUCAUUUUGUCAUCAAUCUUUUAAAUCGCUCCUGAAAUGCAUUUCAAGAUAUAUCUGGAUUGUCCUUCACCAACCUGGACCAGACGAUAGAUGUUAACAGUAGCACGGAAGUAGGCAGCACGGUAUUCACCGUAGAAACGGAUGACGAUGACGUAAAUGCUGUUUCGAUGACAUCGCAAUCUACACUUUUUCAACUGGACACCACCGAUAACAGAUCCGUCGUUGUGAUGGAUUGUUUGACGGCGGGUUACCAGGAAGUCGUUAGUUUCCAGGCAACGGAUGGAAUCAGCGUCGUUACAGCGUCAUUGACCUUGGAUGUCCUUGACAACGGUCCUGUCAUCAACAACUUACCUGCUACAGUUUACAUGUCGGAGCCGGCCAAUAACGGAUUGGCGACCUUAUAUACGGUUGACGUGUAUGACGGUUGUGAUGAUGUCAGCUGUGACGUAACAGACAUAUCUCCGAGCGGUUAUAAUGUCUGGAUGAAGAGUGACGAUGUGGUUUCCUACAAGAAGUUGUUUGAUGAUACGUUCACACUGAUCCUGGAAAUCACUUGCGGCAGUGCAGUUUCCAAACUGAUUAUGGAAAUAGGUUCCACCACACCAUUAACAACAACUUCAACAACUAGUUACGAAACAACAGCUUUAACUAGUUCAGGACUUUCCACCACAGCAACUAAAACACCGCUUUCUGAUACAACACCAUCAUCAACUAGUUCCGAAUCAACAGUUUUAACUAGUUCAGAACUUUCCAGCACAGCAACUAAAACACCGCUUUCUGAUACAACAACUUCAACAAUUAGUUCCGAAUCAACAGCUUUAACUAGUUCAGAACUUUCCAGCACAUCAACUAAAACACCGCUUUCUGAUACAACACCAUCAUCAACUAGUUCCGAUGCCACAGUUUUAACUAGUUCAGAACUUUCCAGCACAGCAACUAAAACACCGCUUUCUGAUACAACACCAUCAUCAACUAGUUCCGAAUCAACAGUUUUAACUAGUUUAGAACUUUCCAGCACAGCAACUAAAACACCGAUUUCUGAUACAACAACUUCAACAAUUAGUUCCGAAACAACAGCUUUAACUAGUUUAGAACUUUCCAGCACAGCAACUAAAACACCGCUUUCUGAUACAACACCUUCAACAACUAGUUCCGAUGCCACAGUUUUAACUAGUUUAGAACUUUCCAGCACAGCAACUAAAACACCGCCUUCUAAUACAACACCAUCAUCAACUAGUUCCGAAUCAACAGUUUUAACUAGUUUAGAACUUUCCAGCACAGCAACUAAAACACCGCUUUCUGAUACAAAACCAUCAUCAACUAGUUCCGAAACAACAGUUUUAACUAGUUUAGAACUUUCCAGCACAGCAACUAAAACACCGCUUUCUGAUACAACACCUUCAACAACUAGUUCCGAUGCCACAAUUUUAACUAGUUUAGAACUUUCCAGCACAGCAACUAAAACACCGCUUUCUGAUACAACACCUUCAACAACUAGUUCCGAUGCCACAGUUUUAACUAGUUCAGAACUUUCCAGCACAGCAACUAAAACACCGCUUUCUGAUACAACACCUUCAACAACUAGUUCCGAUGCCACAAUUUUAACUAGUUUAGAACUUUCCAGCACAGCAACUAAAACACCGCUUUCUGAUACAACACCUUCAACAACUAGUUCCGAUGCCACAGUUUUAACUAGUUUAGAACUUUCCAGCACAGCAACUAAAACACCGCUUUCUGAUACAACACCUUCAACAACUAGUUCCGAUGCCACAGUUUUAACUAGUUUAGAACUUUCCAGCACAGCAACUAAAACACCGCUUUCUGAUACAACACCAUCAUCAACUAGUUCCGAAACAACAGUUUCAACUAGUUUAGAACUUUCCAGCACAGCAACUAAAACACCGCUUUCUGAUACAACAACUUCAACAAUUAGUUCCGAAACAACAGCUUUAACUAGUUCAAAACUUUCCAGCACAUCAAUUAACACACCACCGUUUAAUACAACAGCAGCAGCAUUAACUAGUUCCGAAACAACAGCUUUAACUAGUUCAGAACCUUCCAGCACAGCAACUAAAACACCGUCUUCUAAUACAACACCAUCAUCAACUAGUUCCGAUACAACAGCUUUAACUAGUUCAAAACUUUCCAGCACAGAAACUAAAAUUCCACAUUCAGAUACAACUACUUCAUCAACUAGUUCAGAACUUUCAAGUACAGAAUCAACAGCUUCGCAAACUAUACUGUCCACAGAUGUUACUUUAUCUCUUAGUUCGGGUCAGCAAAGUGAUUCCACGUCUACAUCUAUUUCACAAGCAUCAAGUACAUCAUCUUCCACUAGUGCACAGGCUGAUACAACACAAUUUAAUGUAGUUUCCGGCGGCACAACCCCACCAGUGUCAACGACCAAUACUUCUGCCACCAAGUCACAAUCUACAUUAUCAACUACAACUACUCCCGGUGUCGGAUGGUCAGCUGCAUCUAACGAUGAAAGUUCUGAUGGUACGAAUCUUCUCCUUCUGGUCGCUGUUGGAACCGGGGCGGGUCUUGUGGCGGCGUCAGGCGUUGCCUUUGGGCUGAUCAGCAAGUACAAGAAACCAACCGUACCAGUGCAAUCAAAAAGCAACCUUAGCAAAGCCGAAGCCCAAAAUGACACUAGCAGUAAGCGUGGAGAACGUGGGAAACAGAGAAAGUCGAACGGCUACAGGAUGUUCAGAGAAACUCCACAUGGUUCUGGGAUAGGACAGUAUAACCAGAACCUGACAGCGAUAGACUUCUAAAGCACGCGUGGCAGAGAACCGAUGAAUCUAUAAGGCCUUAAAGAUUCGUUGCUUCGUA